Molecule: messenger RNA, 909 nt
Organism: Olea europaea var. sylvestris
Lineage: Eukaryota; Viridiplantae; Streptophyta; Magnoliopsida; Lamiales; Oleaceae
Exons: 3
Coding region: 1-909 (302 amino acids)
Biological process (GO): regulation of DNA-templated transcription
Cellular component (GO): nucleus
Molecular function (GO): DNA-binding transcription factor activity; sequence-specific DNA binding
Source: RefSeq, a predicted model, not a curated record
AUGCCGAAAGGAGUUUUCCCUAGUGCACAAUUUACUUCUGAUGGAGCUUCAUAUGAAUAUAGUUCAUCAAAGAGUAUUGGGAAUUGGGAAGGAAUUGCCAUGUCCGACUACCAAAUUGACCAACAAAUAAAACAGUUCACAGAUUUCGGGAGCUUUGAUGAUUUGUAUCUUGAUGUUGUCUCUCCAGCUUUCCAAUCAUUUGACGACGAAUUCAGUACACUUGUUAGUAUUGAGUCACAAAAUUCAGAGCUUAACGCACCCAAGAAGAAAAGUCGGUAUGGGUUCCCUUCAGGUUCUCUUGAGAUCCCGAAGAGAUAUGGAAGCAGAUUCAAAAGGUUAAACAAUAAAAAGGCAGAUGCCCCAAGCUCUGAGAGACACUACACUAAUAGUAGCGGUCCAACACUUUUAGCUGAAAUAAUCAUUCAACUGGCUGCAGAAAAAUUUAUCCAGUCCAGUUCCCAGUGUAGUGAUGAGCUUUCCAUGCUUAACCAUGCAUAUCCAAGUUCAAUUUUGACUAACUCUGUAGGAGAUUCUAAAGAGGUUUAUCUUCUGUCCUCUGCUGAAAAAAAAGGUGAGAAGCAGUACAAACGUGCUAUUAAGUUACUCCGCGAGUGUGACAAAGUGAGUUCCAAUAUAGGAAGCCCUGUUCAGAGAUUAGUCUUUUAUUUUACUGAGGCUCUUUAUGAGAAGAUUGACAGUGAAACUGGAAGAAUUCCUCUCUCUCAGAUUACCAAAGCCUUAGUCGAACAUGUAGUGGGGGCAAGGAAGGUACACAUCAUUGACGUUGAGAUCAGAUUUGAAAAUGCUGUUGAGCAACUUAAAAUUACGGUUGUGGGAACCAAAUCAAAGGAAAGAAUAGAAGAGACUGGUAGGCGUCUUACAAGCUUUGCACAGGGACAGGGACUUUGA